Xenopus laevis (African clawed frog) is the source of this 918-nucleotide messenger RNA. RefSeq names its product mig30 L homeolog (gene mig30.L). NCBI's taxonomy places the organism in Eukaryota, Metazoa, Chordata, Amphibia, Anura, Pipidae. Gene Ontology annotation, biological process: signal transduction; regulation of signal transduction; regulation of cell growth. Gene Ontology annotation, molecular function: insulin-like growth factor binding; serine-type endopeptidase inhibitor activity. The transcript is spliced from 4 exons. The record is from RefSeq and is a predicted model, not a curated record. The coding region runs from base 57 to 917 and encodes 286 amino acids. Gene Ontology annotation, cellular component: extracellular region; extracellular matrix.
CAUAAAGGAAGGUUCCUCCUGUUUUGUUGUUCAGUUUCAGGCUGCCAGGAAAGAGAAUGUUUGGCUCUAGGGCUCUGCUCACUUUCUUCCUGUGCCUACACUCAAUAGGCCAGGCCAGACGGCUUCCCUGGAAGGGUUGGGCCAAGCACAUAGAGGGAAAGUGCCCCCAGUGCCAGGAGGAGAGAUGCCCCCCUGUGCCCCAGUGGUGCCCAUCAGGGAGGGUGCUGGAUGCCUGCGGCUGCUGCUGGGAGUGUGCCAAUGUGGAGGGGCAGCUGUGUGACAUGGCCUGGCAGGGGCACACGUUUGGAGCAUGUGGGGAAGGCUUGAGGUGCCAGCUGAGAGGAGGGCACCAUGUGAAUGAGCCCCAGUGUGUGUGUAACAGCCAGGAGAGUGUGUGUGGCACCGACAGGAGGACCUACAGGAACGUGUGCCGCAUGCAGGAGGCUGCCAGGACUCGCAGGAGGGCACAACUCACACUGGCCCAUGUAGGACCCUGCAAGGAAGCUCCUGCUGUUCUUACUGCCCCCCAGGAGACAGUUGCACUGGUUGGACAGAGGGUUAUUCUGGGAUGUGAGGUGACUGCUCAGCCGCUGGCAGAGUUGGAGUGGAGGAAGGAGGGUACCGAGGGGGCACUGCCAGGAAAGAGCAGUCACAUUAUUGUUCAGACCCGCGGGGGCCCUCAUCGAACCCAGGUGACCGGGUGGCUACAGAUUCACCAGGUGAGGGAAGAAGACGUUGGUCUGUACAUGUGCCAUGCUUGGAAUGCAUUUGGGGAGGUCACAGCAUCUGCACAACUGAAGGUCAUCUCUGCUGCAGAUUCAACUCAGACACCAGAGGUUAAUGGAGAACUUGAUGUGACUGAUGAUGAAGAUGCUUAUGAGCGAUCUAGAGAAGGUCCUUCUGGAUCCCAUGAGUGAG